Molecule: messenger RNA, 1101 nt
Organism: Psilocybe cubensis
Lineage: Eukaryota; Fungi; Basidiomycota; Agaricomycetes; Agaricales; Agrocybaceae
Exons: 3
Coding region: 1-1101 (366 amino acids)
Cellular component (GO): extracellular region
Molecular function (GO): hydrolase activity
Source: RefSeq, a predicted model, not a curated record
AUGUUCGCAUACAAAGCCCUUAUCACGCUCGCGCUCUCAGGAAUUGCAAGUGCACUGACUAGCUCCCUGCAGCAAGUCACCGCCAACUUCGGUUCCAACCCCACCAAUGUCAAGAUGUACGUCUACAAGCCGACCGCGGUCGCAACACCAACGCCCCUCAUAGUCGCCAUGCACUACUGCACCGGUACCGCACAGGCCUACUUCUCCGGCACGUCGCUCGCACAGCUCGCAGACCAGCACGGCUUCAUCGUCGUCUACCCAAACGCACCGACAGCCGGUGGGUGCUGGGACGUCGCAUCGUCCGCGACACUGUCGCACAACGGCGGCGGCGACUCACUGGGCAUUGCGAACAUGGUGCGCUACGCGAUCGCAAACUGGGGCAUCGACUCCACGCGCGUGUUCGCGACGGGCACGAGCUCCGGCGCGAUGAUGACCAACGUCAUGCUCGGCGCGUACCCGGACCUGUUCGCCGCAGGUUCGCUGUACUCAGGUGUGCCAUUUGGCUGCUUCGCAGGGCCAAAUGCAUGGAACACCCAGUGCGCGACGGGAGAGCUCAUCAAGACACCGCAACAGUGGGGCGACCAGGUACGCGCGGCGUAUCCUGGGUUCACGGGCACCAGGCCAAAGGUGCAGUUCUGGCACGGAACGAUCGACACGACCCUCUACCCCCAAAACUUCUGGGAAGAGAUCAAACAAUGGACAAACGUAUUCAACGUCUCGCAAACACCCACAUCCAACCUCACCUCGAACCCCCAAGCGGGCUACUCACGCGCGUCGUUCGGACCCAACGUGCAAGCCAUUCUCGCACAGAACGUCGGGCACACAGUGCCAGAGCACGAGACGGACACACUGGCCUGGUUCGGGCUUUCCUCGCUCGUUCCUGGGUCUAGCUCCGGCUCCGGCUCAUCAAGCGCUGGUGCAGGAUCGUCACCGACGAGCACUGCUGCGCCAUCGCCCACGGGCGCCACCUCACCACAAUACGGACAAUGCGGUGGAAUCGGCUGGACAGGGCCAACAGGGACACAACUGAUUCUCUAUGGAUUCGACAGUACAGUCAAUGCCUGUGAGAGCACGAGUGACAGCAGUCAGGAGAGUACGUAG